UUGGCGGGAAGUCCCCACAAAUCUCCCACAAAUCCCUCGCUCUCCCCCGCUCCGUCCACCGUCCAACGAACUCAGCCACGAGCAGCACCACCGCCACGCCACCGCCGAUGUACUCUCCGCCGCAUGCCGCGGACUCCGACUCCGGCGGCUCCCUCCUCUCCGACGUCUCCGCCUCCCCGCCUCGCCGCCGCUCGCCACCUCCCCCGCCGCCACCCAAACCCCGCCCCAACCCCAAGCCCACCGCCACCGCGAAAUCCAAACCCAAGCCCAAGUCCAAGCCCGUAGCCUCCGCUUCCACCGCCGCCGCACCGCCGCCUCUCCUCCCAGCAGCCGCGCUCUCCGACCCGCAUGGCCUCACAGCUCGCAUCGCCGCCGCCACCAGCACCGUCUCCUCCUCCUCCUCCUCCUUCCGCCGCCUCGUCCAGUCGCGCAACCUCUCAUUCGACCCCGCCCCCGCUCCCACGCCCGCCGAGAUACCAACCGAAGUGGCAGCGCAGUUCCCGGCCUCGGACGCGCCGCCGCAGGCCAGGCCCAAGCGGGUGCAUCCCAACUCGGUGUCGGAGGUGCCCCCCGCGGCGGCGGAGGCCGAGCAGCCGAAGCGGCCGAAAGGGGCCGGCAGCGAGGGCAACUUCGUCCGUCUCAACAUCAACGGGUACGGCCGGAGGAGGACGUUCAGGAACGCGCAGGCGAGGCGCCCGACGAAAUACCGCUCCUGGCGACGGCAGCAGCGGGCCGGUGGUGCGAAGCCUCAGGGCUGCGGCAACGAGGAAGCGGAUUUCGUAGCGGAGGCGCUGGUGGGGCGGGAUAGGAAGGGGGCGGUUGGUGGGGAUGGUGUCCUCGAGGCCGUGGAAGCAGCGAGGGAGGACCCAUCCGAGCAGAAUCUCGAGAGCUUGCUCAAGAUAGCCUAUGGGUACGACUCUUUCCGCGAGGGGCAGCUUGAGGCAAUCCAGAAGGUUGUUGCAGGGGCGUCGACGAUGCUUGUGCUGCCUACUGGCGCGGGCAAGUCACUAUGCUAUCAGGUGCCUGCUAUGAUUUUGCCUGGGCUGACACUGGUGGUGAGCCCACUGCUCUCUUUGAUGGUGGAUCAACUUAGAAAGCUCCCUGCAUUUUUGCCAGGCGGCCUUCUUGCAAGUAGUCAGACAAGCGACGAGUUCCAUGAGACAUUACAAAGGUUGCGUGGAGGGGAAAUAAAGGUGCUUUUUGUUUCCCCUGAAAGAUUCUUGAAUGAAGAAUUUCUUCUCAUAUUUAUGGAUGCUCUACCAAUAUCUCUUGUUGCGAUUGAUGAAGCUCACUGCAUUUCUGAAUGGUCUCAUAAUUUUAGACCUUCGUAUCUAAGGCUCCGUGCAUCACUACUUCGGAGAAAGCUUAAUGUUCAAUGCAUUCUUGCAAUGACUGCGACUGCGACAACUCAAACCUUGGAGGAGAUAGUGAAUGCCUUAGAAAUACCAUCUGAUAAUCUCAUUAAAACAUCUCAAAUAAGGGACAAUCUACAGCUGUCUGUUAGCAUGAGCGAUAACAGACUGAAGGAUUUGAUGUUGUUGUUGAAGUCUUCCCCUUUUGUUAACAUGAAAAGUAUAAUUGUCUAUUGCAAGUUUCAGGGAGAAACUGACUAUGUUAGUAAGUACUUAUGUGACAACAACAUUAGCGCGAAGAGCUACCACAGUGGACUUCCUAUGAAGAAUAGGAGCCGUGUACAGGACCUUUUUUGCUCUAAUAAAAUAAGAGUGGUUGUUGCAACAGUGGCAUUUGGCAUGGGUCUUGAUAAGAGCGAUGUUGAAGGGGUGAUUCACUAUAGCAUGCCAGAAAGCUUAGAAGAAUACAUACAGGAAACUGGUCGUGCUGGGAGGGAUGGGCGGUUGUCACAUUGUCAUCUACUUCUUGAUUCAACAACAUUCUAUAAGAUCCGUAGUCUUGCACACAGUGACGGUGUUGAUGAAUAUGCGAUGAGCAAAUUUCUGUACCAGGUAUUUUCCUGUGACAAUUCAAUGGGGUGCAUUUGUUCCUUGGUUAAAGAGUCGACUUCACGCAAGUUCGAUAUAAAAGAAGAGGUGCUUUUGACAGUCCUAACACAGCUGGAAAUCGGUGAUCAGCAAUAUAUCCGUUUACUUCCUCAGUUCAGUGUCACCUGCACACUGUAUUUUCACAAGACGUCACCACAACAGCUUGCAGACAAGGAUAUACUAGUUAGAUCAGUUCUUAAUAAAUCAGAGACUAAGGAUGGCAAUUUUGUCUUCAACAUGGCAAGAAUAGCCAAUGAUCUGAAGAUCACUGUGAAUGAACUGUUCGAUCAUUUGCAACAGCUAAAGUUCUCUGGAGAAAUUUCAUUUGAAUUAAAAGAUCCAGCCUACUGUUAUGUGAUCUUAAAGAAGCCAGAUGACUUCAACACACUUGGAGCAAAUGUCACAAAAUGGCUUUCUGAAGUAGAAAGCUCAAAGAUCAAGAAAUUGGACGCUAUGUUUGCUCUUGCAAACUUUGCUGUCAAAGGGUGCCAAAGGACUGGUGGCUGUUCUGGUUCCCAGCACACUCCGUGCAUUCAAAACAAGAUUGUGGAGUACUUCAGUAAGAACGACGCCACAUCAGACAAUGAUCACUGUACUCAGCUGCAAAAGAGCAGCCCAUUCUUGCAAGCCGAUAUAAAGGUGUUCCUUCAAAGCAAUUCAUUUGCAAAGUUCACCCCGAGGGCUGUCGCGAGGAUUAUGCAUGGCUUAUCGAGCCCAGCUUUUCCAUCCGCCACUUGGUCCAAAAACCAUUUCUGGGGGCGCUAUGUGGAGGUUGAUUUCCCGUUGGUCAUGGAAGCUGCCAAAGCUGAACUAGUUAAACUUGUCGGAAAAGGAGAGUAGUCGGCAAUCACAAGUGAACCAUUGCCUUCGCUGGCUACCUGUGAUGUAAGACUCAAAUGCUUUGCAGGCUGCAACCAACGAAACUCAAAGACUGAUAGACAGCUAACACAGGCACUUGGACGUGUUGGUAAGCAUCCUCCUGGAAAUGAAACACCAGCCAGGUCAGGUCAGGUAUGUUCGGUGGAGUAGUGGUAUUAUUCGAGCAAUGCUGUCAAUCAAGCUGGUUACAUGGGAGUAUGGGACUUGUGCCGUAUAAGGUACUGUUUCAUCGAAGGUGAUGAGUGAAGAAAGAUACCCCUCAUGAACCUUAGGGCCGUAGAAAUUAUUAUUUCAGGAAGAAAAAGAAAAACGAUGGUAGUAGUGUCCAGGACGCAAAAGAUGGAGAACCAUACCUGUAAAGAAAUCAUUGGCUGACGCGGUGAUAACCGCUUGAUUCUAAAAUUCUGUUGUUUGAACACGAGGGGAGAUUGAAAGUUGUGGUUUGCGUAUGAACUGGAUUUUUUUUGCAUUUUCCGUUCUUCGUCCAUUCUACGUUACUUGGGUUGCUUUUUCACGGUCAGGUUACAUGUUUGGGCAUUUCGGGGAAGACACCCGGUCCAAAGAUUGUUGGCGGAUCUUGCAGUUUCUGCUCGCUA
Phragmites australis (common reed) is the source of this 3475-nucleotide messenger RNA. Its product is annotated as ATP-dependent DNA helicase Q-like 5. Gene Ontology annotation, molecular function: nucleic acid binding; 3'-5' DNA helicase activity; ATP binding. Bases 108 to 2840 code for a protein of 910 amino acids. The record is from RefSeq and is a predicted model, not a curated record. The transcript has 21 exons. Gene Ontology annotation, biological process: double-strand break repair via homologous recombination. Gene Ontology annotation, cellular component: nucleus; chromosome; cytoplasm. NCBI's taxonomy places the organism in Eukaryota, Viridiplantae, Streptophyta, Magnoliopsida, Poales, Poaceae.